GAGAAGUCGAGUCGCCCGUAGAAGUAUUCUCUGCGCUCUGUCGCUAUUUGCAGGACCCUUCAGCAAUCGCAGAAUCUAAACACGAUAGGCUUAAAAACACAAUUCCCGUGAAUGAAUAUCAAAUUAAUUGAAGGUGAAGAAAUCUUUUAAAAAAAUUAUUUAUAAUUCAGGGUAAUAAUAGGGAUGUCAACCAGCCUGGCUCCGUGCACUCUCGGAUGCGCGUAUCAGGCGUUAUGGAUUUUUUUCUAAAGGAAACGAAAUGAGCUGCUAAGCAUUUGGAUGAUUAUUUCCAACCAGGACACUAUCCAGUGGCGUUUUGGAAGCUGACCGUUUGUUUUUCCUGGAAUGUAAAUGAUUUUACAGAAGAUGGUAGUGCUGUAUUAAAGAGGAAAACUUCGUUUGUUCGGAAAAUAGGGGUUUGAAGCAUUGUGCUGGGAACCUACAGUCAAGACGGCUGCCCUGCAAUAUUACUGAUGAGUAAGAUUAAUACUAGUAAUAGUGUAGAUUUAUAAAUGACCAAAGACUUACUUUAUAAAUAAUAAAAUAUAGCAAUUAUAUUGAUACAAAGGAGCGUUUUGAUGGAAAACAGGCUGUGUAAAUCAUUAUAAUCAACAGAGUAGACUGCAAAUAAAGAAAAGAUUUUUAUACAUAUGUAAACAAAGUAUAUGCGCUGAAGACUGGAUUGUGUUGCCAGUUCCAUAUCUUUUAAGAAACAAUGUUAUCUGCACAGAUUGUGGCAGAACUGUUUUUACCCGAGUGUUAUUCAACACAGAAGAGGAAUGGCCACGUUCUCUGACUUGCGACAUAAAUAUUUUGAAAAUUUCGAAACCUUGACGUGACUCUCCCUUGUGCUCGGCGCGUUCUCAGUCUUGACGCUCGUGUCGAUUUUGAUGAUAAAAACGUGAACAUGUCGGCGGUAAUGGUGACCAAGAAGAUAACGCGAAAAUGGGAAAAGCUGCCGGGGAAGAACACUUUCUGCUGCGACGGACGUGUGAUGAUGGCACGCCAGAAAGGCGUGUUUUAUCUAACCUUAUUCCUCAUCAUUGGGACCUGCUCCUUGUUCUUUGCGUUUGAGUGCCCGUACCUGGCAGUGCACCUGUCUCCUGCCAUCCCUGUCUUUGCUGCCUUGCUCUUCCUGUUCGUCAUAGCCAUGCUGCUGAGGACCAGCUUCAGUGACCCGGGCGUCCUGCCGCGUGCCCUGCCCGAGGAGGCUGCCUUCAUCGAGAUGGAGAUCGAGGCAGCCAAUGGGAGCAUCCCCUCAGGCCAGCGGCCCCCUCCUCGUAUCAGGAACGUCCAGAUCAACAACCAAAUUGUGAAACUCAAGUACUGCUACACCUGCAAAAUCUUCCGUCCGCCGCGCGCAUCACACUGCAGCAUCUGUGAUAACUGUGUGGAUCGCUUCGACCAUCACUGCCCGUGGGUGGGCAACUGCGUGGGCAAGAGGAACUAUCGCUACUUCUACCUGUUCACCCUGUCGCUGUCUCUGCUGACCAUCUACAUCUUCACCUUUGACAUCGUCCAUGUGGUGCUGCGCUCAGUGGACUCGGGGUUUGUGAGCACCAUUAAGGAGACACCUGGGACUGUUCUGGAAGUGCUGGUGUGCUUCUUCACCCUGUGGUCCGUGGUGGGGCUGACCGGUUUUCACACCUACCUGAUCUCCCUCAACCAGACCACCAACGAGGAUAUCAAAGGAUCGUGGUCGGGAAAGAAUCGGGUCCAGAACCCAUACAGCCACAAGAACAUCAUCAAGAACUGCUGCGAGGUGCUGUGUGGACCUGUCUACCCAAGUGUCCUGAAUAGAAGAGAGCUGAUGCAGGAGGAUUCGGCCACCUCUGCUGUCCAGGCCACGCCCGAAACAACUGCCAACGGGAGCAGCAACCCUGAGCCGCAGACCACAAAAACCACAGCGCCGCUCAUUCCCAAUGAGCACACUCCAGAGGAUUCUAAGCCCAGCAUCGCAGCCCCGCCCGAGAAGAGCUCCUCGCCCAGUGAGGAGAAGCCCACUCCCAAGGACACGCCCCCUCUGUCGCCAGGUGACAACACAGACCCUGUACUGGCCAAGGGGAAAGCCCACUAGCUGUAGAGUAGAGGAGAACCCCUCCCCCUCUUUCCCCAGCAGUAUUACUUUAAAAACUCUCUCUUUCGAAAGGAAAACUGUAUAAGUCCUUAAGAACUAACAUUCUGAAAUGCACGUGUAAUGACGAUUAAGACUGUGGCGAACAAACUUCAACCCUGCAUUCCAACCGAGCACGCUGAAGCAAAACUGGCCCUUUGUACUGCUGCCCUGGCAGAGGAAUGCAGGCCUCUGUCCGAGUGACGCUCUGAGGGGCGCACUGUGAAGCCUCCUGGCUCACCAUCGUCAACCCCCCCCCCCCC
Megalops cyprinoides (Indo-Pacific tarpon) is the source of this 2376-nucleotide messenger RNA. It is a transcript of the gene zdhhc9, whose product is annotated as zinc finger DHHC-type palmitoyltransferase 9. Bases 908 to 2077 code for a protein of 389 amino acids. NCBI's taxonomy places the organism in Eukaryota, Metazoa, Chordata, Actinopteri, Elopiformes, Megalopidae. The transcript is spliced from 9 exons. Gene Ontology annotation, biological process: peptidyl-L-cysteine S-palmitoylation; protein targeting to membrane. The record is from RefSeq and is a predicted model, not a curated record. Gene Ontology annotation, cellular component: Golgi apparatus; endoplasmic reticulum. Gene Ontology annotation, molecular function: protein-cysteine S-palmitoyltransferase activity.